Lichtheimia ornata is the source of this 447-nucleotide messenger RNA. RefSeq lists its product as uncharacterized. The transcript is spliced from 3 exons. The coding region runs from base 1 to 447 and encodes 148 amino acids. Lineage: Eukaryota; Fungi; Mucoromycota; Mucoromycetes; Mucorales; Lichtheimiaceae. The record is from RefSeq and is a predicted model, not a curated record. Gene Ontology annotation, molecular function: transmembrane transporter activity. Gene Ontology annotation, biological process: transmembrane transport.
AUGUUGGGGUUCUUUGGGCAAGCACUUGUUGCCUUUAUUGUGGGUGGAUGUUAUCAACAGCUCACAUCCAAUUGUUUUCCACUCUUCGUGUUUUUAUACGGCACUUUGCUGGGCUUUGGUGAAGUUUCAGGGAUGAUACCUAGCAUCUGCCUAACAGAAUACACCCCAAGAGAUUACCGUGGGACAGCUUACGGUAUAGGAUCAGGUUUUGCCAAAGCAGCAGGCCUUGUCGGUGUCGUUACGCACUCAUACAUGAAAAAGCAAUUUGGCAUUGAUGGCGAAUUUAUCAUCUUUGGUAUCAUCGCUUCCCUGUGCGGCGUUACUGUGUUUUUGUUUCUGCAAGAAACUGCUGGCCCAGGAGUAAUGGAAAAAGCAGAUGAAGAAUUUGAACACUAUUUGGAGACACGGAGCAAAUCACAAUCAAUGGGCGUGGUGCAACAACAAUGA